AUGACUCUCUACUACUCCCUUGUGUUUCUUAUUUUAGUGUUGGAGAUGGUUGUAUUCUUGGCCCUCGUCAUACCUCUUCCCCACACCAUCAAGCGCAAGCUGUUUGCCUUCAUCUCGGAGAGCCCAAUCAUCGCUAAGCUGCAAUAUGGAUUGAAGAUCACGUUCAUCUUCAUCCUUAUCCUGUUCAUUGACUCCGUGAACCGUGUGUACCGUGUGCAGCAGGAACUCUCCGGCUUCGCCAAGGACAGUCCCGGCAUGGGAGCCGCCCACCUCGGCACCGACCGCAUGGAGGUCCAGGCCCGCAAGUUCUACUCGCAGCGCAACAUGUACCUCUGUGGGUUCACUCUGUUCCUCUCUCUGAUCCUCAACCGCACCUAUACCAUGAUUCUUGAGACUCUUCGUCUUGAGGACCGCGUCCGUCUCUUUGAGGGCGACAAGAAGGCCGGCGGAAAGGACUCUGCCCGUAUUGCGGAGGCUGGUUCAAUCGGCGAGAUCGGUCGUCUUAAGGAGAUCAUUGAAUCCAAGGACCGGGAUAUUGAGACUCUCAAGAAGCAGUGCGAGGGUCUGACCCGCGAGUAUCACAGCCUGGGCGACCAGAUUGCCAACGAAAAGGGCGACAAGAAAGAGGGUGACAAGAAAGACCUGUAA
Messenger RNA from Penicillium digitatum Pd1, 648 nucleotides. Its product is annotated as putative BAP31 domain protein. The record is from RefSeq and is a predicted model, not a curated record. Lineage: Eukaryota; Fungi; Ascomycota; Eurotiomycetes; Eurotiales; Aspergillaceae. Gene Ontology annotation, biological process: intracellular protein transport; endoplasmic reticulum to Golgi vesicle-mediated transport. Gene Ontology annotation, cellular component: endoplasmic reticulum; endoplasmic reticulum membrane.